Messenger RNA from Choloepus didactylus (southern two-toed sloth), 1236 nucleotides. RefSeq names its product lupus La protein homolog. Gene Ontology annotation, biological process: RNA processing; positive regulation of translation. Gene Ontology annotation, molecular function: RNA binding. Gene Ontology annotation, cellular component: nucleus; ribonucleoprotein complex; cytosol. The record is from RefSeq and is a predicted model, not a curated record. NCBI's taxonomy places the organism in Eukaryota, Metazoa, Chordata, Mammalia, Pilosa, Megalonychidae.
AUGGCUGAAAAUAGUGAUAAUGAAAAAAUGGUUUCUCUGGAGGCCAAAAUCUGUCAUCAAAUUGAGUAUUAUUUUGGCAACUUUAAUUUGCCAUGGGACAAAUUUUUAAAGGAACAGAUCAAACUGGACGAAGGCUGGGUACCUUUGGAGACGAUAAAAUUCAAUACCUUAAAUCAUCUAACAACAGACUUUAAUGUAAUAGUAGAAGCACUGAGCAAAUCUAAGGCAGAGCUCAUGGAAAUAAGUGAAAAUAAAACUAAAAUAAGAAGAUCUCCAAGUAAACCUCUUGCUGAAGUGACUGACAAGUAUAAAAAUGAUGUAAAAAACAGAUCCGUUUAUAUUAAAGACUUCCCAACUGAUGCAAACCUAGAUGACAUAAAAACAUGGUUGGAAGGUAAAGGUCAAGUACUAAAUAUUUGGAUGAGAACAUUGCACAAAGCAUUUAAGGAAUCAAUAUUUGCUGUGUUCAAUAGAAUUGAAUCUGCUAAGAAGUUUGCAGAGACCCCUGGCCAGAAUGCAGACACAGACCUGCUUAUACUUUUCAAGGAAGAUUACUUUGCAAAAAAGAAUAAAGAAAGAAAGCAAAAUAAAGUGGAAGCUAAAUUAAGAGCUAAACAAGAGCAAGAAGAAAAACAGAAGUUGGUAGAAGAUGCUGAAAUGAAAUCUCUAGAAGAAAAGAUUGGAUGCUUGCUGAAAUUUUUGGAUGACUUAGAUGAUCAGACCUGCAGAGAAGAUUUGUACAUCCUUUUCUCAAGUCAUGGUGAAAUAAAAUGGAUAGACUUUGUCAGAGGAGCAAAAGAGGGAAUAAUUAUAUUUAAAGAAAAAGCUAAAGAAGCACUGAAUAAAGCUAAAGAUGCAAAUAAUGGUAAUCUGCAAUUAAGGAAUAAAGUUGUGACUUGGGGAGUACUAGAAGGAGAGGUGGAGAAAGAUGCAUUGAAAAAAAUCAUAGAAGACCAACAAGAAUCCCUAAACAAAGGGGAAUCAAAAGGUCACAGAUUUAAAGGAAAAGGAAAGGGAAAUAAACCUGCCCAGGCUGGGUCUGCUAAAGGCAAAUUACAGUUUCAGGGCAAGAAAACUAAUUUGGACAAUGAUGAUGAAUGUAAUAAAAAUGGUGCAGCUGGAGCAGUGAAAAGAGCACAAGAAGCAGACAAGGAAGAACCUGCAUCAAAACAACAGAAAACAGAAAACGGUACUGGAGACCAGCAGCUUAGGAAACAAAAUAUUUAUUCAUUUUAA